AUGGUAAUCACUCAAUCCAACAUCAAUCCGGCGAUUCAUUUCGCCUCCUCCACCAUCUGCCGCAGUCGACACCACCUCCUCCGUAACUGCUUCUCGCUCCCACGCGCCGCCGCAUUUGGCCGCUCGCUCACCCUGAACACCUCCACGACAAGAACCCGAGCCUUCUCAACCAACGAUACUCAAGAUGAAAUAAUCGCUGAUGUCGAGAAACUACCGAACAAACCGCCUAUAUGCACCGCCGACGAGCUCCACUACGUCUCCGUCAACAAUUCCGGCUGGCGCCUCGCCCUCUGGCGCUACACUCCCUCUCCUCAGGCACCGCCACGUAAUCAUCCUCUGCUGCUGUUGUCUGGUGUGGGAACAAAUGCCAUUGGAUAUGAUCUUUCUCCUGGGUCUUCAUUUGCCCGUUACAUGUGUGGUCAAGGAUUUGAUACUUGGAUUCUCGAAGUUCGAGGAGCUGGAUUGAGCAUGCAUGGAUCAGAUACUAAAGAUGUUGAGAAAUCAGCUCAUGCAAUGUCUGAAUUCAUGGAAGCUGCAGUUGAAAAUGUAACCAAUGGGCUUCCUCCCGGAGAGCAGCAGUCAACCAAUACCCAGAAUGCCUUGGAAAAAGCUGAGAUAGCUGCAGUCAAUAAAGAACCAACAGGGAUUGCAACAGCAUGGGAUGAAUCAAAAUUGGUGACAAAAUUGACAGAAACAUUUAUGCGCUUAUCUGAAAGACUCUCUGGCUUUCUCAGUGAAAGUCAAUUCAACAUAAUGUCUGCUAAAUUUUUUGAUCAAAUAUCAAGACUCUUAGAGGAUUCGUUCAUUUUUGAACGCUUUAUUGAGGUAAGGGGGAAAUUACUGAGUUUGCUGGAAACAAGGCAGAACUCUGCUGUUGCUGGCCAAAUUAGGGAUCUAAGUAGAAAACUAGUAGAUAUUAUUGAAGAAGGUCAGCUUUCUGUUUCACCUCAGUUGUUUGAUCUGCAAGAGCGACUAAUUACUACCAUAGAAGAUUUCCAGAAGCAAUUGGAUUUGAUUAUCAAAUAUGAUUGGGACUUCGAUCAUUACCUUGAAGAAGAUGUUCCUGCUGCGAUGGAAUACAUAAGGGCCCAAAGCAAACCUAAGGAUGGUCGAUUGCUUGCAAUUGGACAUUCAAUGGGUGGUAUCUUGCUAUAUGCGAUGCUGUCACGAUAUGGUUUCAAAGGAAGAGAUCCCAAAUUGGCAGCUAUUGUAACAUUAGCGUCAUCACUUGACUACACAUCUUCUAAAUCAUCACUCAAACUACUCCUACCCCUUGCUGAUCCUGCACAGGCUCUCAAUGUUCCUGUUGUUCCAUUAGGAGCAUUACUGUCUGCAGCUUAUCCUCUAUCGUCUCGUCCACCUUAUGUCUUAUCAUGGCUCAAUGACCUAAUAUCAGCACAGGAUAUGAUGCAUCCAGAGCUGUUGAAGAAGCUUGUUCUAAACAACUUUUGUACUAUUCCUGCUAAACUUUUACUGCAGCUGACAACUGCUUUUCGUGAGGGGGGACUCCGUGAUAGAAGUGGUAAAUUUUUCUACAAGGAUCACCUUCACAAAAGUAAUGUACCUGUCCUAGCACUUGCUGGAGAUCGUGACUUAAUUUGUCCUCCAGAAGCUGUAUAUGAAACGGUGAAACUCAUUCCCAAUCAUUUGGUUACAUAUAAAGUAUUUGGGGAGCGUGAUGGUCCACAUUAUGCUCAUUAUGAUUUGGUGGGAGGACAAAUGGCCGUGGAACAAUUAUACCCUUGUGUAGUCCAACAUCUAAGCGAUUAUGACAGUACUUAA
Messenger RNA from Fraxinus pennsylvanica, 1782 nucleotides. The record is from the annotation of a GenBank genome assembly. Lineage: Eukaryota; Viridiplantae; Streptophyta; Magnoliopsida; Lamiales; Oleaceae.